This is a messenger RNA of Bufo gargarizans (Asiatic toad), 1231 nucleotides long. RefSeq names its product succinate dehydrogenase complex assembly factor 4 (gene SDHAF4). Gene Ontology annotation, biological process: mitochondrial respiratory chain complex II assembly. Lineage: Eukaryota; Metazoa; Chordata; Amphibia; Anura; Bufonidae. Bases 108 to 431 code for a protein of 107 amino acids. The record is from RefSeq and is a predicted model, not a curated record. Gene Ontology annotation, cellular component: mitochondrion. The transcript has 3 exons.
CACGUGACUGGUCACAUGGUCAGAAUUGUGUAACAGCCUGCAGGUCCUUUCUCCCCGCAGAGUUCAGUGUCCACCCUGUGUUGUUAUUACCCUGAGCAGUGCGCGCUAUGACUGAGGCGCUGUGCAGAUGGCGCGGUGCUGCCAGGCUCCUACUGCGACUUCACCCAACAUAUGCUGGACAAUUGGGUGUGGUAAGAGCAGCUAGCAAUAACCCGACACAAAGUGACAGCUCUACAAAGCCACCUCUGAAGAAACCAAAGACCCCUCAAGGACGUUUUGAUGAAACUGAAGAGACAACAAAAGAGAGAGAGCCACUAGAAAGAUUCCCAGACGAUACCAACCCUAUUACAAAAGAGAAAGGUGGUCCUAGGGGGCCCGAACCUACUCGCUAUGGAGACUGGGAGAGAAAAGGGAGAUGUAUAGACUUUUAGUGCUACUAGGAAAAGUGUUUAAAGGGAUUAUGCCACGAUUAAUGUAAAAAAGGAAAAUCGGACAACAUAUAGUACAUAACAGUCUCUUCCUAGAACCAGCCCUGUACCUCACAUGGAUCCAGAGAUCUCCCCAUUCAUUGCUCGCUAUAUUUAUAUCAAGCUGAGGGGGAGUGUCCUUUCUGCUGUAGCUCUCUUCCCAUCACAGCUCAGGAAGCAGUUGAAGGAUGGAGCUGAGAAUGUGCGUCUACAUUUUGAGUAAGGCUAAUUUCACACUGGCAGCGGGGGAGUCCGGCAGGCUGUUCCGGCGGGUGAACAGCCUGUGGGAUCCGCCCUGCCGCUAGUUCACGUAAGCCCCUGGACUGCUGCUCCGUCCCCAUUGACUAGAAUGGCGGCGGGCACAGAGUUCUGGCGGCAGCGCACGGCGAGAGGCAGCCAGCCUAAAAGUACUGCAUGUCAUACUUUUAGUCCGGCUUCUGCCGGAACCUCACCCCCAUUAUGGUCAAUGGGGACGGAGCGGCAGGACGGAUCUGGCAGUCUGGGGGCACACGUGCACUAGCGGCAGGGCGGAUCCGGCAGGCUGUUCCAGCGGGUGACUCCCCUGCCGCUAAUGUGAAAGUACCUUAACUCAGUGGCUAUGCAAAAUUUUGAAAUGCAUGCAUUUACAAACCUAUUCAGAUCCAGGUGCUGGUUGGAAUUUUUUCCAUGAGGCAACCCCUUUAAUGGUAGAUGUAAAUAGUACUUGCAGCACCAAGAAGAUGAUGAAACAUAAUGCACUGGUUACAAUAAAUAUGUAUACAGCA